Molecule: messenger RNA, 3556 nt
Organism: Gymnodraco acuticeps
Lineage: Eukaryota; Metazoa; Chordata; Actinopteri; Perciformes; Bathydraconidae
Product: beta-2 adrenergic receptor-like
Exons: 4
Coding region: 468-1925 (485 amino acids)
Biological process (GO): norepinephrine-epinephrine-mediated vasodilation involved in regulation of systemic arterial blood pressure; negative regulation of smooth muscle contraction; adenylate cyclase-activating adrenergic receptor signaling pathway
Cellular component (GO): membrane
Molecular function (GO): beta2-adrenergic receptor activity; norepinephrine binding
Source: RefSeq, a predicted model, not a curated record
UUGAACCCACAAGCUGUUCCUGAACCUGUGAUCAUCUGUAAAGAAGAAGAGUUAUUAAAUCCUAAUAACUAGCAGCCUGUUUCCGACUCCCUUUGUGAUCGUUACAUUGGUGUCAGAAGUGACUUUUCGAACGGAGGACGUCUAUCCUGACGGGAGUUCGUAACUGCGUCACGGAGCUAGCCGGUAAGCUAGCGGAGAUGGAAAAGUUCAGCAAGAUGGGAGUGAAGCAGGAAAGUAGUGAUGGAGAGAAAGAUGGAGCAUGCGGGUGGUCGAAGGACAUGAGUGGAGAGUUCAUGAGUGCACGGGAGGCGAGAGAGCGCCUGAGAGAGUCGGCGGUGAAGAUGGCUAGAGACGCGGGAAUGUCGCGGUCUUCAGCGGCAUUUACAAGCUGGAUGUAAACAACAAUGGCGGCGCCCAGCAACCAGUAGCAGCCGCCGCGUCCGUGAAAACACCCAAAUACUCGGAUCAUGGAACAUGCAGGUGCUGUCUCAGCACAGGCUAACCAAUCACAGUACAGCAACUCCACUGUAUCAGAUUUGCCAGAGAGAUCCUCGGAGUACAGCGAUGCAGAGCUCGUGCUGCUGGGCGCAAUGGCUAUUCUGGUUCUGGCCAUAGUUUUUGGUAACGUGCUGGUGAUAACGGCCAUCCUGCGGUUUAAGAGGCUCCAGAAAGUCACUAACUUCUUCAUUGCUUCGCUGGCUGUGGCCGACCUCAUCAUGGGUUUGGUUGUGGUCCCCUUUGGCUCCAGCUACAUCCUGCUGGGAAAAUGGCAGUUUGGAAACUUCAUGUGUGACUUCUGGACCGCAACUGACGUGCUGUGUGUGACGGCCAGCAUCGAAACUCUGUGUGUGAUUGCUGUGGACCGAUAUCUCGCCAUCACCUCGCCUCUUCGAUACCCAACGCUAAUCACCAGGGGUCGGGCCUUUGCAGUGGUCCUCUGCGUUUGGGUGGUGGCCUCCCUCAUCUCCUUCCUGCCCAUCCAUCUGAAGCUGUCGAUGUCACACGAUGAGGAAGCUAAGCGGUGCUUGGAGGACAACUACUGCUGUGAAUUCAACACCAACGCAGCAUACGCGGUGUCUUCCUCGAUCGUGUCCUUCUACCUGCCGCUGGUGGUGAUGAUUUUCCUGUACGCCAGGGUCUUCCAGGAGGCGCAGAAACAGCUGGAGAAGAUUAGAGGGAGGGAGAGGCACUUUUCUCACUUGCAUUACGCUGUACAGCUGUCUUAUCCAGAAGAUAGUCCAGCAUUGAACAAACGAACAGGAACUCAGGAGGAAGAGGAGAGACUAAACAUGCAGAAAACAGGAGAUACAGACACAGGGAAGGGGGAACAGAUAGCAGAAAGCAGAGCAAGGACAGAAAAAGGUGAAGGAAAAUACUCUGCUGCAAAACGUCUUAAGUUCUGUUUGAAGGAGCACAAGGCUGUAAAAACUCUUGGGAUCAUCAUGGGAACCUUCACCUUGUGUUGGCUACCCUUCUUCAUCCUCAACAUCCUCAUUACCUUCCUCAAUUUAAGGGAUAUUAAGCUGCUCUUCAGACUCCUCAACUGGCUGGGAUACUCUAACUCGGCCUUCAACCCACUCAUCUACUGCCGCAGCCCCGACUUCAGGCACGCCUUCCAGGAGAUACUCUGUCUCAGGGGCAAAAGGGGGAGCAGGGGAGGGAGGAGAGGAUGGGGAUGGUGCAGGGACAGAGAUUGUUACACCAAGCCCCCAGGUAAGACGAAUGUGGGCUCAGACCUGACUGGUGUCAGGGGGCUGGACCUUCAGCAGAGGUUGGGGUGGAAGGGCAGUUUGGACAGCUCUAUCCGGGACAGCUCGCUAAGUCUGGCUCCGACUCCGACUCCUCUCCUGGACCAGGUUUUAGAAGUAGAGGCUAACAGCUCUGCUAACGGGAGUUGUAAGGAAAAUCUGGCUUCAAUUGCCUGAAGUCUUUACAUUGCGAAAGUCGAGUCGUGCUGUGAAGUUUGGUGGAGUUCAAAAUGUUUGUUUUGGUUUGACAAAGACUUAUUGUUUUUUUAGGCGGUAGCUUGAAGUGUUGCUAGCCAAUAUUAAUAUGUGUAUUCAGUCAGUGUUAGAGAGGGUUAAUGUGUGGUCACUGUUCUUUUUUUCAAAACAGCUACACAAGUAAAACAUGUUCAGCAGUGAUUGUCGGCAUUACAAAUAGUCUGACUUAAAGCUAGAGGAAUGAAUGAAGAUUAAAACAGAUUUUUGUUAUCAAAAGUAUUCAGUAUUCAGACCCUGACUGAUAUUUUCAACAGAAGCCAUCACAUUUGCAGUGCUGAAAACUAUGUUUGCCAGCAACAAAGGCACAAGCCACAAACCCACCAUGAAGCAGAGAUUAAAAAAUACAUUUUGUUUGCCCUGUAGCUAAACAGUCUUAUAUGAAACAGAGGGUCUCAGUUGAGGCUGACUCAUAAUAAAUUCCUGUGUUUUCCAUUCCUUCCUGAUAAACCUCAGAGCAGGUCCUGGUGUAUAUUUGUGUGUAAGAUAAACAUCUGAGACCCAAACUUGUGACUAUGAUAACUUUCUUUCUUUGUGUUCGCUUUCUCCCAUUACAAAUUCGCAGGAACUAUUUUCUCCCUCUUUAUCUUUCUCUGUCCCUCUAAUAACAUUGGUCAGAAAAUUGGUCAGAUAGGGGUGGGAAGAUGAUUUUCAGGCAGUUGGUUCUGUCUUGAUAACAAUGUAUGUCACAAUGCAAGGUAAUAACUCAUAUGUUGUGCUUAUUUUUGACAUUACUCAAAAACGUAGUUGAAAUUAAGGUGUGUUUGAAUAGGUUUUAAUGUCAAAUAAUGAUCUAAUUAUAUUAAAGUAAUCAUUAAUGAUUACUUUAAUAUAAUGUGUAAUCUUAGUAAUGUAUAUGCUAAUUAGCAUAUACAUUUAGAUUACAUUACACAUUAUAUUAAAGUAAUCAUUAAUGAUUACUUUAAUAUAAUGUGUAAUGUUAGUAGAUUGCAUUACACAUUACACUCCAAGAGGACGAAUUACAUAUUGAAAUGAAUCUCCCUAGCCCUGCUUGUAUGUGUAUGGAUGAUUGUAUAGAUGAAUUUACACCUGAACUGGGUAUUGAAGGUCAAUAAUUAGCAGUUGUUAGUAAAUAUGUUCUGUGUGUGUCUGUCUGUAUGUUUUGUGUACCUGUGAUGUGAUGAUUAACUAUUUGUGCGGAGCUUGAAAUGUGCCAUUGAAUAUUUUCAAUGUACUGUAAUGUGUCCACAGAUUAUUUGAAAGUUGGAAAAUACUUGUUUUUUUAUUUCAAAUUCAGUUAUUUAUCUGUGCCUCAAAAAGAACAGUUGUUUUAUUGUGCAAUUUGUAUUAUAUCUGUAAAUACAUGUGGAGUAGCACUGAAACUCGAGUUUACACUCAAAUGUUCGUUUAAUACUUUGUGUGUACUGAGACAUAACUGAAAAAUGUAAUGUAAAAACCAAAAGUAGGUUUGGGUAUGUAGUUGUGUGUGUACAAGAGGAACUUUUUUUUAUUUUCUACCUCCAUCACAUCUCAUGUCGCUAAAUAUUUAUUCAUAACCUGUUGGAUCUUUUUGUGAAUAAAAAAAUGAAGUUUGA